This is a messenger RNA of Physella acuta, 2604 nucleotides long. Its product is annotated as mucin-2-like. The record is from RefSeq and is a predicted model, not a curated record. Lineage: Eukaryota; Metazoa; Mollusca; Gastropoda; Physidae.
AUGGUCAACCCAUCUACUGCCCCAUGGUCACUCCAUCUACUUCCCCAUGGUCACUCCAUGUACUGUCCCAUGCUCAACCCAUCUACUGCCCCAUGGUCAACCCAUCUACUGCCCCAUGGUCACUCCAUCUACUGCCCCAUGGUCAACCCAUCUACUGCCCCAUGGUCACUCCAUCUACUGCCCUAUGGUCACUCCAUCUACUGCCCUAUGGUCACUCCAUCUACUGCCCCAUGCUCAACCCAUCUACUGCCCCAUGGUCAACCAAUCUACUGCCCCAUGGUCACUUCAUCUACUGCCCCAUGGUCAACCCAUCUACUGCCCCAUGGUCAACCCAUCUACUGCCCCAUGGUCACUCCAUCUACUUCCCCAUGGUCACUCCAUCUACUGCCCCAUGCUCAACCCAUCUACUGUCCCAUGCUCAACCCAUCUACUUCCCCAUGGUCACUCCAUCUACUUCCCCAUGGUCACUCAAUCUACUGCCCCAUGGUCAACCCAUCUACUGCCCCAUGGUCACUCCAUGUACUGUCCCAUGCUCAACCCAUCUACUUCCCCAUGGUCACUCCAUCUACUGCCCCAUGCUCAACCCAUCUACUUCCCCAUGGUCACUCCAUGUACUGUCCCAUGCUCAACCCAUCUACUGCCCCGUGGUCACUCCAUCUACUGCCCCAUGGUCAACCCAUCUACUGCCCCAUGGUCAACCCAUCUACUGCCCCAUGGUCAACCCAUCUACUGCCCCAUGGUCACUCCACCUACUUCCCCAUGGUCACUCCAUCUACUGUCCCAUGGUCAACCCAUCUACUGCCCCGUGGUCACUCCAUCUACUGCCCCAUGGUCAACCCAUCUACUGCCCCAUGGUCAACCCAUCUACUGCCCCAUGGUCAACCCAUCUACUGCCCCAUGGUCAACCCAUCUACUGCCCCAUGGUCACUCCAUCCACAGCCCUACGGUCAACCCAUCUACUGCCCCAUGGUCAACCCAUCUACUGCCCCAUGGUCAACCCAUCUACUGCCCCAUGGUCACUCCAUCUACUUCCCCAUGGUCACUCCAUCUACUGUCCCAUGGUCAACCCAUCUACUGCCCCGUGGUCACUCCAUCUACUGCCCUACGGUCAACCCAUCUACUGCCCCAUGGUCAACCCAUCUACUGCCCCAUGGUCACUCCAUCUACUUCCCCAUGGUCACUCCAUCUACUGCCCCAUGGUCAUUGCAUCUACUGCCCCAUGGUCACUCCAUCUACUUCCCCAUGGUCACUCCAUCUACUGUCCCAUGGUCAACCCAUCUACUGCCCCAUGGUCACUCCAUCUACUUCCCCAUGGUCACUCCAUCCACAGCCCUACGGUCAACCCAUCUACUGCCCCAUGGUCACUCCAUCUACUUCCCCAUGGUCACUCCAUCUACUGCCCCAUGGUCAUUGCAUCUACUGCCCCAUGGUCACUCCAUCUACUGCCCCAUGGUCAACCCAUCUACUGCCCCAUGGUCAACCCAUCUACUGCCCCAUGGUCAACCCAUCUACUGCCCCAUGGUCACUCCAUCUACUUCCCCAUGGUCACUCCAUCUACUUCCCCAUGGUCACUCCAUCUACUGCCCCAUGGUCAACCCAUCUACUGCCCCGUGGUCACUCCAUCUACUGCCCCAUGGUCAACCCAUCUACUGCCCCAUGGUCAACCCAUCUACUGCCCCAUGGUCAACCCAUCUACUGCCCCAUGGUCAACCCAUCUACUGCCCCAUGGUCACUCCAUCCACAGCCCUACGGUCAACCCAUCUACUGCCCCAUGUUCAACCCAUCUACUGCCCCAUGGUCAACCCAUCUACUGCCCCAUGGUCAACCCAUCUACUGCCCCAUGGUCAACCCAUCUACUGCCCCAUGGUCACUCCAUCCACAGCCCUACGGUCAACCCAUCUACUGCCCCAUGGUCAACCCAUCUACUGCCCCAUGGUCAACCCAUCUACUGCCCCAUGGUCACUCCAUCUACUUCCCCAUGGUCACUCCAUCUACUGUCCCAUGGUCACCCCAUCUAAUGGCCCAUGGUCACUCCAUCUACUUCCCCAUGGUCAACCCAUCUACUGCCCCAUGGUCAUUCCAUCUACUGCCCCAUGGUCACUCCAUCUACUUCCCCAUGGUCACUCCAUCUACUUCCCCAUGGUCAACCCAUCUACUGCCCCAUGGUCACUCCAUCUACUGUCCGACGGUCAACCCAUCUACUGGCCCAUGGUCAACCCAUCUACUGCCCCAUGGUCAACCAAUCUACUUCCCCAUGGUCAACCCAUCUACUGCCCCAUGGUCAACCCAUCUACUGUCCCAUGGUCAACCCAUCUACUGCCCCAUGGUCACCCCAUCUACUGCCCCAUGGUCACUCCAUCUGCUGCCCCAUGGUCAACCCAUCUACUGCCCCAUGGUCAACCCAUCUACUUCCCCAUGGUCAACCCAUCUACUGCCUCAUGGUCAACCCAUCUACUGUCCCAUGGUCAACCCAUCUACUUCCCCAUGGUCACUCCAUCUACUUCCCCAUGGUCACUCCAUCUACUGCCCCAUGGUCAUUCCAUCUACUGCCCCAUGGUCACCUUAUCUACCACCAGGGCUGGGGCUACCUAUAAGGCGAACUAG